UGGAUCACGAUGGCCCAGCUGUUGGACGGGGCCGGCAAACUGAGCUGGACUCUGCUCAAGGCUGUGCUCCGUUUUGUGUUUAUGUUCAUCAACAACUGUGUAGCCAUCCCGUCCUACUGCCUAUACCUGCUCGUGCUGCAGCCCCUGAGAAUAUGGCACAGCUCCACGUUCUGGCACCUUGAGGGAGUCAUGUUUAAAUGGCUGCUGGCCAUGGUGUCGUCGUGGGGCUGGAUUGCAGGCUACACUGUAACGGAGUGGGGUGAUGAUGUGCGGCCCAUCUCUGAUGAUGAAGCCAUGGUCAUUGUCAACCAUCAAUCUACGGGAGAUGUGUGUACCCUCAUGAUGUGCCUGCAGGACAAGGGCAUGGUGGUACGAAAAAUGAUGUGGCUGAUGGACCAUGUGUUCAAAUACACAAACUUUGGCCUAGUGUCCCUCAUACACGGUGACUUCUUUAUUAGACAGGGAAAAGCCCACCGAGACAAACAGCUGGUCUAUCUGAAGGAUCACCUUGACAAAUAUUACCAUAGCCGCGACAGGAAGUGGAUAGUGCUGUUCCCCGAAGGAGGAUUUCUCCGCAAACGGAGGGAAACCAGCCAGAUAUUUGCCAAAAAGCAUUCGUUACCCCACCUGACCCAUGUCACGCUGCCUCGCCUUGGUGCCACCCACGUCAUCCUGAAGACCCUAUCAGCCCAACAUGAGAAUGGAAGUGUGGGCAAUGACAGCGGAACCCCCAACCAGACAGGUAAAAAGCGCAAAGGCCUGCAGUGGGUGAUAGAUGUGACUAUUGCUUAUCCCAAAGCACGACCCAUGGACAUCCAGACAUGGAUUUUUGGAUAUAGGUCAGCAACAGUCACACAUGUUCACUACAGGAUGUAUCCUAUUAAAGAGGUUCCUGUAGAAGAGCAAGCUCUGACGGACUGGCUAUAUCAGAGGUUUGUGGAGAAAGAAGACUUGCUGGCGCACUUCUAUGACACAGGGGCGUUCCCACCACCCGAGGGCCAGAAGGAAGCAGUCUCCCGGCAAAUGACCCUGGAUCCCGUGUGGCUGUGCGCCAUCCAGUCGUUCGCUUUCGUCUCUGGCUACAUGUGGUACAGCCUCUUGCGGCACCUCUACUGCGUUAUGUUUUGA
Molecule: messenger RNA, 1128 nt
Organism: Nerophis lumbriciformis (worm pipefish)
Lineage: Eukaryota; Metazoa; Chordata; Actinopteri; Syngnathiformes; Syngnathidae
Source: RefSeq, a predicted model, not a curated record